Messenger RNA from Pogona vitticeps (central bearded dragon), 2114 nucleotides. NCBI's taxonomy places the organism in Eukaryota, Metazoa, Chordata, Lepidosauria, Squamata, Agamidae. The record is from RefSeq and is a predicted model, not a curated record.
CCAGGGAGCGCCCCGGAGGAGCGCCCGUGAGCCGCCGACGCCCGUGGACGAGCGGGAGGCGGCGGCGGCGGAGGAAGAGGAAGAGGAGCGGGCGCCUCGAGGGUCCAGCCCCGGGUUCCCCUCGCGGGGCUCCGCGGACUCGGAGGAGGAUGGCGAGAGCAGCGACGGGGACAGCGAGGAGGCGUCCGGCGGCGACGUCUACUUCUACUACACGGUGGACGAGCGCUGGAUCGACUACCUGGAGCGCACCGAGGGCGGCGGCAGCGGCGGCGGGGGCUUCGUCCGCCACCACACCCGGCCCAAGAUGAAGCGCAAAUCGGAAAAUGGCCUGGACAGCCGAGCCCAGUCCCCGGGGAAGAAGCUAUGCAAGAGCGUGGAGAGAGGCAGGGUGCUGGGUCCCUGUGUUGCUAGUCCUACCGCCACUUUUGGGGACCUGCGGAGUGCCAAGGCAGGGCAGGCCCGUUGCCGGCAUGUUGCCACCAUGAAUCCACCCCCUGAACUACAGGACUGGCUUCGCAUUUUUCAGCGGUGGAGCGGACCAGAGAAGCUGCUGGCUCUGGAUGAGCUGAUUGACCGGUGUGAGCCCCCGCAAAUCAAGCACAUGAUGCAAGUGAUUGAGCCACAGUUCCAGCGAGAUUUUAUUUCACUUUUGCCCAAAGAGCUGGCGCUCUACGUGCUGUCCUUCCUGGAGCCUCGGGACCUGCUCCGUGCUGCUCAGACAUGCCGCUAUUGGCGCAUCUUGGCCGAGGACAACCUGCUAUGGCGAGAGAAGUGUCGUGAUGUAGGCAUUGAGGAGCCCCUGAGCCUGCGCAAGCGCCGCCUCUUGAGCCCCGGGUUCAUGUACAGCCCUUGGAAACUGGCCUUCCUGCGGCAGCACCGCAUUGAUAUGAACUGGCGUGGCGGGGACGCCCGGCCUCCCAAGGUCCUGAAAGGCCACGAUGACCACGUCAUCACUUGUCUCCAGUUCUGUGGCAACCGCAUUGUCAGCGGCUCAGAUGACAACACACUCAAAGUUUGGUCAGCCAUCACAGGAGAGUGUGUGCAGACGCUUGUGGGACAUACUGGUGGGGUCUGGUCCUCCCAGAUGAGGGAUAACAUUGUGAUCAGUGGGUCCACAGACCGGACCUUGAAGGUUUGGAAUGCUGACACGGGGGUCUGCGUGCACACACUCUAUGGCCACACGUCCACGGUGCGCUGCAUGCACCUCCACAGCACCAGAGUCGUGAGUGGGUCGCGGGAUGCCACCCUGCGCCUCUGGGACAUUGAGACCGGGCAGUGCCUCCACGUUCUCAUGGGCCACGUGGCCGCCGUGCGCUGCGUCCAGUACGAUGGGCGCAAGGUGGUGAGCGGCGCUUACGACUAUACUGUGAAGGUCUGGGAUCCAGAAACGGAGAGCUGCAUCCACACCUUACAAGGCCACACCAACCGGGUCUACUCCUUGCAGUUUGAUGGGACCCACAUUGUGAGCGGCUCUUUGGACACCUCAAUCCGGGUGUGGGACGCCGAGAGCGGCAGCUGCCUCCACACCCUGAUGGGCCACCAGUCCCUGACCAGCGGCAUGGAGCUGCGGGACAACAUCCUGGUCUCUGGCAAUGCCGACUCCACCGUCAAGAUCUGGGAUAUUAAGACAGGCCAGUGCCUGCAGACGCUGCAAGGUCCCAGUAAGCACCAGAGUGCCGUCACAUGCCUUCAGUUCAGUUCCAAGUUUGUGGUGACCAGCUCGGAUGACGGCACGGUCAAGUUGUGGGACUUGAAGACCGGAGAGUUUGUGCGCAACCUGGUGGCUCUGGAGAGCGGGGGCAGUGGAGGGGUGGUCUGGCGCAUCCGCGCGUCCAACACUAAGCUGGUGUGCGCUGUGGGCAGCCGCAAUGGGACUGAGGAGACAAAGCUGCUGGUUCUGGACUUUGAUGUGGAUCUGAAGUGAGGGAGGGGGGCAGUGCAAAGGGAGGCUGUUUGGGGACCCUGCAGGCAGGCGUCUCCGCAGUGGGAUGGGGUGCGCCUGCUGGAGCACCUUAUUGAUUGCUGGACAUGGGGGGCCCGAAGUGCCUGGCAGAGAAGCAAAGCACCGGGGGCUGCUUUUGUACACACUCAUAAUAUAUCACUUUAUUUCUGUA